Molecule: messenger RNA, 2313 nt
Organism: Didymodactylos carnosus
Lineage: Eukaryota; Metazoa; Rotifera; Eurotatoria; Philodinida; Philodinidae
Source: the annotation of a GenBank genome assembly
AUGUCGCAAUACUUUCAAAUAAUACUAUUAGUCUUAAAUUACGUACUAGAAUAUUCGCAAGCGGAUGUCUAUCCUUUCCGUAAUGUAUCAUUAGACUGGCGAGUGAGGGUUGAUGAUCUUAUUUCUCGUCUAACGCCCGAUGAAAUCAUCGAUCAAUUAGCCUAUGGUGGAGGUUGGAAUGAAGGAGUCACACCAGCCAUUAUACGGUUGGAUAUUAAACCGUACUCGUGGACAACAGAAUGUCUUCGAGGGGAUGUCAGUGAAACUUCUACAGGAUUUUUACAAGCUAUUAAUCUUGCAGCAACAUGGAAUAAAAAUUUAUUGUACGCAAUAGCAAAUGCAACAGCUUACGAGGUUCAUGCACAUUAUAACGCUUAUCAAAAACAAGGAAAGUACGGUGUUCAUCGAGGUUUGUCUUGUUUUUCACCGGUUAUUAAUAUCAUGAGACAUCCUUUAUGGGGUAGAAAUCAGGAAACAUAUGGAGAAGAUCCAUAUAUGUCCGGUGUCUACGCAUCAUACUAUGUUCGUGGUUUACAAGGAAAUAAUCAACGUUAUCUGAAUACAAAUGGCGGAUGUAAACAUUUUGACGUUCAUAAUGGACCAGAAAAUUAUCCAACAUCUCGAUUUUCAUUCAACUCUAUUGUUAGCGAAUAUGAUUGGCGAUCUACAUUUCUCCCACAGUUUAAAGCCUGUAUUGAUGCUGGUGUGUAUAGUGUGAUGUGUUCCUACAACUCAAUAAAUGGAAUCCCUGCGUGUGCCAAUGAAAAAUUAUUGACAAAUAUCUUACGGGAUAAAAUGAAUUUUGUUGGUUAUGUGGUGUCAGACGAUAAUGCACUUAUCAAUAUUUUCGAUGAACAUAAUUAUACUCAAACAAUAGCUGAUGCUGCUCUCUUAGCUUUGAAUAACGGUGUCAAUCUAGAGUUGGCUUGUUCACGUGACGAUACAAUAUUUUUAACAUUGCAUGACUCGUAUAAAUCAGGAAAAAUUGAAAAUAAAACGUUAACGGAUCGAAUUCAACCAUUAAUUUAUACAAGAAUGCGUUUAGGUGAGUUUGAUCCAAUGGAAAUGAAUUCGUAUAAUCAAAUAUCAAUGAAUAUCAUACAAAGUGAUGAACAUCGAAAACUAGCGUUAACAGCAGCAAUACAAUCAUUUGUAUUAUUAAAAAACGAUCGAAAUGUUCUUCCAAUUACUGAUGUGAAGAAAUUUAAACGAGUUCUUUUUCUUGGUCCAAUGAGUAAUAAUCCGAUACAACAAUUUGGCGAUUAUUCGCCAGUUCCCGAUAUAUACUAUACAACAACACCAUUGAGCGGCUUACAAGAUUUAUUUCGCAGUGUUAGUUGGGAGGACGCAUGUACGGAUGGCAAUAUAUGUUUGAAUUACAAUCAAAGUAGAACAAUCAAUCUAUUGAGUAAAGGUCGAUAUGAUUUAAUAUUUUUAUCAUUGGGAACAGGUCAAAUAAUUGAAAGUGAAGGUAAUGAUCGGCUGACGAUGAAUUUACCCAAUUAUCAACAACAAUUAUUAAGUGAUACAAUCACAUAUACAAGUAGCUGUGAUACGACAAUAAUAUUACUAUUAUUUUCUGCAGCACCGUUACAAAUUCAAUUAGCUCAAUAUUCUAAAAAUAUUCCAAGUAUAAUACAAUUAGGUUUUCCUGCUCAAGAAACUGGUCUCGCAUUAAAAACAGCACUUUUUAGUAAUGGCAAUAAAGUUUCAUCAAAAUUUGGUCGUUUACCAUAUACAUGGCCGGCUAAAAUCGAAGAUCUAUCCAGUAUAACAAAUUAUGAUAUGUAUGGAUUCACCUAUCGAUAUUAUAGAAAUAGUAUACAACCGUUAUAUAGCUUCGGUCAUGGUUUAUCUUACUCAACAUUUUCCUUUUACGAUUUAACAACAAAUUUAACUGAUUCAACUAAAGUAAAAGCAGGCAGUAGUGUCGAGAUCUACUUCCGUUUGAUGAAUAAUGGACCAUAUCUAUCUGAUGAAAUUGUUCAAGUGUAUAUAAGUAUAUUUCCACAGAAUACAACUUUAAAUACCUCCAGAUUUCAAUUAGUUAGUUUUGAACGAAUUACUGAUGUGCCAGUCAAAGUUCAGGUAUUCAUGUCGGCAAUAAUAACAAAAGAACAUAUGGCUGUUUAUAUUGAUAACAAAGGAUUUGUAAUUGUACCAUGUUUAAUAAAAAUCUAUGUUGGAAAUCAUUUACCCACCAGGAAUAGCAUAAAUGAUGAUGAUCUUCUUGUAACACAAUUCACUAUCGAUGACAAUGAAUAUCCUGUGGGAGAGUACAUCUCGUAUGCAACUAAUAUUUCACCACCAUAA